CAUCUCUAAUCUGGCGCCAGCUUGGUUUAAUUGUCAUGGAAACGAAAGUACUAUUUUUUACAUUGAUUUGAUAAUCACAGCCUAAAAACUAAAUUAGUUGUGUUUCACCUGAGUUUUAGGGGUUUAUUGUGAGCCUAUUUUUUAAUUUUCGACGCUAAACUAUGGAGGAAUCAGAGGAAACUCCAACUUCACGCACCGCCUACGAAGUCCAGAGGGAUUUUGGUUUCAGUAGCGGGCUGCGUUCUGAAAUCAUUUGGGAUUCUUUAGCACCAGAUCAGGGCGAUGUGCUCAAACAGAAGAUAGAGAACCUUAUUCGCGAGGAAGAUUCCCGAAACAUAAAAGCGGUGCAACGAAAGCGGGACGUACUUUUCCGGAACAUUUGGCAGCAGCGGCGCUUUACAAAUGGCACGCUGCUAUCCGCCAUCGUCUACGUGCUGGUCACGCCGGACGCGGAUCCGGAAACGGCGCUGCAUUCAACCAACUACAGCUGUCAUCCGGUUUUUCGCACUCGUCGUUGCAUGAAAGGCGAGAACAGCGCCUCUUGCUGCAUGAUCUUUGUCGACGAAAACGCCCGGGUGUACUCCAACUGGGAACAGUAUGUCUUCCGGAACACCCUGCCCAAGGGCCUAAUGAUUGCCCCGAGCCAAGGAGUGUACACCUUCACCGAUGGUGAGGAGCCGGGCGUUCAGUUGAUGGUUCAUCCUACGCCCGCUUCUCGAGGCCGAUACAGGCUUCUUAAUGCUGGAGAUAAGGUGGCCACUGUGGGUGGCCUGGUAGCCACUGUGCCGGCUGCAGCUGCUCUGGCGGUGCCACUGGGCGCUCCCCUGGUGAUUGCCGCUACCGCAGUGGGGGUGGCCACAGGCGUUUACAGCACCCUGCGCUCCGCCUCCCGUCUCAUCGAUCGUCGACGGCACGGACAAUCCACCUGCAUCACGGACGGUGAAGCACGCAGCUCCUGGUUGGGAGUGGCUGGCGGAGUAGUCGGCUUGGGCGCCACUGGAGCCACAAAAGCUCUUGCUACGGCAGCAGGGGCGGGCUACAAAGUGACUCCCGCCGCUCAGCUGGCCGUGAAGGGAAUAAAUGGCGCCUCGGUGGUUAUUGCCGGAACAGGAGUGGCCAAUGGCGUCUACGAUUUGUAUUUGAAAAUUGGCGAUGAUCAGGCCAUAAACAGCUUGGACAUGCUUCAAAUAGCUUCGCACCUGGUGAUCUUCACGCAUGCGAUUAACAAUAUGCGCUUAGUUUCUAAGGUGACCAAUGGAUCUUCCUUAAGGCGAGCGCUGCGUAAACAAUCCAGAAAAGUCUUCGAUCGCAUAUCCCAGGAGUCCGUUAAGCUCCACCGUGAAUCUGGGCAAUUUGAUAUUGUGCGCACCUUGAACGAAAUUCCUUUUAAGGAGGCUCUCCUAAGUCUUCACAACAUCAACUCCCAUCUGCAGCAGGGAGUUGCAGCGGCUGUCACUUUGCUGCCCCAAAUAGUGAGUCUCGGCAGUGGUGGCCAGAUGCUCAUAAAUCUGGAGAUGCUCGCCCAGCAGUUCGGUGGCAAGUUCGUCCAGCAUAUCGGCAAUGUCUCCAGUUUCGCGGACGUUGUGGAGGCCAUGGCAAGAUAUUUCAGCGACCAGGCGGUUCAGCUGCUCAUGCAAAUGACCCGCACCUUUGUGGAGCAGAACGUGGACUCCAUUGAUCGCUCUCUAAAUACGUUCGUGUCUACGGAGACGGUUCUGUUUCGCAUGCUGAUGCACUGUGUCAACACUUUCGACAACUUUGGAGAGGACUUCCUGCUGAGCCGUCGUGAGGAUAUCUUAUCAGUGGUUUCGAAGUACUUUCGUUCACUGGAACCGAUCAGCGAGGAUAACUGCCGCAAGUACAAAUGUUCCGUUUGCAAAGGCGCUUACUACAUAAGUUCGAUAUAGGCUGAUUUCCUGAUUUGAGCUAACUUACUAAGCCUGAUUUACUUUAGCUUCCGAAUCCUCGAAAUUGUCUUUUUAGUUAGAAACAAUAUGUUGUAAACGAGUUUGGGAUUCCUGACUCGUCUUUAAGAGAAGCUUCGUCAUCCAGAUUGUAACUCUUUGUUUUAUAUGUGAAAGUUUUCUUCAAGAGAUUUUUACAUUUCAAAGACUCCAAAGAAUAUGUCAUCUUAGUUGAAUGUGCUGUGAACUAUGAAUCGUUUUUAUAACAACAAUAUUUAUGUAAACAACUUUACCUUUAUAAAAAAUGUUUAAAUUUCA
Drosophila ficusphila is the source of this 2222-nucleotide messenger RNA. RefSeq lists its product as uncharacterized. Bases 162 to 1907 code for a protein of 581 amino acids. Lineage: Eukaryota; Metazoa; Arthropoda; Insecta; Diptera; Drosophilidae. The record is from RefSeq and is a predicted model, not a curated record. The transcript is spliced from 4 exons.